GACAGGCAGAGAGUGUAAAAUGGCGCACAGCUGUCGGUGGCGGUUCCCCGCUCGGCCCGGAGGGAGCAGCAACUCCGGUACCGGGAGGAGAGCGGGCCGAAUCAGGGUUACUGCCUCUCUGCGGAGUGUCUCGGGAUCCCACCCCAACGCAGCUGGGCUCGGACCCGGGUUUGAUGCUGCACUACAGGUCUCUUCGGUUAUCGGGAGCAACCUGCAGAAAUUUCGGGAUGUUUUGGGGGAAUCGAGCGACUCGAGCAGCGGGGAGGAAGAAGCAUUUGGAGGAUUUGGAAUGGUUGCUGAGCAGAAUAGAGUACAGAGCCCUUCAGCAACCUCUUCAGUGGGCCCACCCAUUCAGGAGAAGAAGCCCAGAGGCCGACCCCCACGGGCCCUGACUGCCCAGAAAGCUGCUGCAAGUCUACCUUCCCCCUCCCCCAUUCCCUCCCCCACACAGGCGAAACCAGAGGGCGCGGAAAGGCCAGCUGAGAAGGUGAAGCGGCUGCCUGGGAGGCCACCUGGCACCGGGGAAAAGAGAAGAGGUCGACCCCCAUCUUCAAGUAGUAAGAAAGCUUGGAGUACAGGCAGCCAUGCAGCAGGGGAGGACAGUAGGCAGGUUGGGUCUGAGUUGGGCAUGGACACAGACGAGGACAAAGACAGGAAGGGUGCCAAGAGGACGCCACUGGGCUCUGCACAGCCUCAUGAAAGUGAGGCAAAGCUUCCCAAAGGUGGGCGGGGUGAAUCCAAAGUUGCCAACCUGAAGAGGCUGAGAGCAACAAAACUCGCCCCUCUCAAGUCACGGCUCAAGACUUUGCCUGGUGUACCCCGACGCAGACGUGGGCGACCGCCCUCAGCUGAGCGGCUCAAAGCUGAGGCGGCAGCUGCUGCUGCACAGCUGUCUACCUCUAUUGAAUGUGGGGAAGGGAAACACAAAGCCUUUAGGGUCAGAGGGGGGGACAGAGGCACAGAAAUACACACUCCCCAACAGCCCAUGCUGAGGAAUGUGGAUGGAGCUGAGGACCAGGACUCUUCCAAUCCACCUGCCUCCCCAUCUCCCUCCAAGCCAGGCAGGACAGUGGGCCUCAGAAAAAGCCCUCGGCACAGAAAGCCUGUCAGAAUUGUCCCCCCUUCUAAACGCACUGAUGCCACCAUCGCGAAACAGCUGCUGCAGCGUGCUAAGAAAGGAGCGCAGAAGCGAAUGGAGAAAGAAGCUGUGGCCAUCGGGAGUAGUGGGGCAGGAGCCAUUGAAGCUGGCAUCAGGAAGACCCAACUGAAGAACAUCAGGCAGUUCAUCAUGCCUGUGGUCAGCACUGUCUCCCUUCGCAUCAUCAAAACCCCCAAGCGCUUCAUUGAAGAUGAGGGCAGCUUUGGAACCCCACCACCCCAUAUGAAGAUGCUACGGUUAGAAACAACCCCCUCAUCUGUCUCUACAUCUGCCCAACUCACCUCCACCACCUCCUCUUCCCCCUCUCCUGUGCUGGUCUCCCCUACUCCUGCUGCUACUAACGCUGGUACCACUGCUCCAAUUGACUCCCUCCCCCCUCCUCCACCGCCUGCCCCUGUCCCAACUGUUCCAUCAACAGCUGCCAGUCUGCUCAACAGCAACACCAACAAUGCCACCAAUGGGCGAUUUAGCAGUAGCGCGGCGUCUUGCGGCUCAAGUGCUGUGUCACAGCAUUCCUCCCAGCUCUCCUCUGCAGAGUCUUCCAGGUCCAGCAGCCCAAGCCUGGAUGACUCAUCAUGUGACUCCCAGGCUUCUGAGGCCACACAGGCUUUGUCAGAACCAGAGGAUCACUCUCCGUCCUCGCAAGGAGAGAGGGAGGGCAAUCUGUUACACAGCUCACGACCUCCCUCCCCUCCAUCUGAACCAGAGCCUGAGCAUGUGUUGGCAGAGAGGAGUCGACGAGGCAGGAGAAGACAAGGGGUCGGCCGGGGAAGUCAGAGCCAGACGGUGAGAGAGACUCUCAAAACUGGGCCUAAAAAGCCUAUCAUCAGCCCACCAACAGGAGUGCUGAUGUCCUCCUCUACACUUGUAAAUUCCCAGCAAGCUUCCUCCACAGCUUCCUCCUCUUCUUCACCUCCACCUCCCCCUCUCCUCACCCCUCCACAGCCUCCCCAGUCAGCUUCCUCCAAUACAGCUACUAUGAGUGAACACCACCCGCAGUCACCCUGGAUGCCUCACCCCAUCCCUCCAUUUCUAUCUGGACCAUCAGUGCUCUCCAGCUUGCCAGACAAACGAAGUCGCUCAAUUCUGAGAGAGCCCACCUUCCGCUGGACGUCCCUGUCCCACCCUGAACAACAGUACUUUUCCUCUGCUAAAUAUGCCAAGGAGGGCCUCAUCCGUAAGCCCAUAUUUGACAACUUCCGUCCUCCCCCUCUCACAGCUGAAGAUGUGGGGCUGUUGCCCCAAAGUGUUAGUGGAACAGGGGGAGCUGCUCCAGUGGCAUUCCCUGCACCAGGCAGUGGAGCAGGAACAGGGACUCGUCUGUUUGCCCCUCUGCACCCCCAUACCCACCACCAACAUCCCUCUUCGUCCCGUUUUGAUGCAGCAAUCCAGAAGCGCAGCCCGUUGCUCCGUGCUCCACGCUUUACACCCAGUGAGGCCCACUCUCGGAUAUUUGAGUCUGUUACCCUACAGUCAUCUUCUGGGAGCACCCCUGGCUCUCUCUCCCCACACCAGACAUCCUCUAGCUCCAGCAGAACCUCGCGGCGCAGGAGGCGACUGGUCGCUGGAACGCUACGUUGCCAUCCACGGUCUCCUUCCCACUCAAUGACCAGACGCAGCAGCCAAGUGGGAGGCCAGAUUUCUGUGGGAAAAGGCUCCUCUGAGAUGUCUGUGCUGACAGGCUCUGUCUCGGGUAGUAACCCCAGCUCUUUGCCAGGGGUCUCUGCAAGUCCCCUAGCCACUAGUGCCUUAACUCCUGCUCCUUUCAGCACCUUCUCCACAGUACCCCUGGGUCUGGCCUCACAAGGGACACCUGAAAGCAGGAGAGGGGCUCCUGGAAACCCACCUCCUUUGUCAACUACAUCAUCCUCUUCUUCCCCACUUUUCCCUCUCUUUCCUUCCAGUGCCCAGGACACGGGGCGAGGAGCCGGGAAAGGAGGUAAAGAGAAAAGCUUAUCAGCUCCCCAGGAACCUGCUCCAAAGGAAAAAGAAAGGGAUUCUGAGAAAAACCGAGAGAAAGAGAAGGAGAAUAAGAAGGAGGGUAAAAAGGAUGGAAAGGACUCAGAAGAUGCUCUUUUAUCUCUUGCUCCGAAAAAGGCUCCAGGGAGAAAAAAAUCAACCUCCGUUGACAUGGUUUCUGACACUGCUUCCUUGGAGGUGCGUGGGCUCCAUACCGCUGUUCCCAUGUCCAUUGCUAAAGGACGUCUACCUAAGAAAGGCAGACCCUCUGAGAAAGGAGCAGAGAUUGAGGAUGGGGAAAAGGAGAAGCAAAGUACUCCUAACCAGCAGACAGCAAGCGUUCAAGGGCAGCCAGGCAGACAGCAGCUCCCUGUCUCCUCUCUUGGAUCAAUGUUGGCACAAGCAGAGAAACAGCCUGUGACUGACAAGCGGGUAGUUGGACUACUGAAGAAGGCCAAAGCCCAGCUCUUCGAGAUAAAGAAGAGUAAGCUGAAGCCUGCAGACCAGACCAAGGUCCAGGGUCAAGAGAGUGACUCGUCAGAGGCCUCAGUCCGUGGUCCACGGAUCAAGCAUGUAUGUCGUCGUGCAGCUGUGGCUCUUGGCCGUAAUCGGGCAGUGUUCCCUGAUGACAUGCCCACACUUAGUGCCUUGCCCUGGGAGGAGAGAGAGAAGAUCCUAUCUUCCAUGGGGAAUGAUGACAAGUCAUCAGUAGCAGGCUCAGAGGAGGCAGAGCCUCAGUCCCCUCCCAUAAAGCCACGGGAGACACGGCAAAAGGCCGUUCAAGAAGCUCCUCCCAAGAAGGGGCGUCGGUCGCGACGUUGUGGCCAAUGCUCAGGCUGCCAGGUUCCAGAAGAUUGUGGUGUCUGUACUAACUGUCUCGACAAGCCUAAGUUUGGAGGACGAAACAUUAAAAAGCAAUGCUGCAAGAUGAGGAAGUGUCAGAAUUUGCAGUGGAUGCCCUCAAAGAUGUUUCUUCAGAAGCAAGGCAAAGGUAAGAAGGACAAGAAAAAGAAUAAGCUUUCUGAGAAGAAGGAGGGUCUCAAUGCGGUUAAAGGACCAAACUCAGAGUCUGGCCCUAAACCUACUCCUGGACCACCAAAGGAGGAGCCUCCUCGCAAAAAGAGUGAAACUCCUCCUCUAAAGCUGGGAGAAGAGAAGUCAAGACAGCAGCCAUCAUCAAAGCAAGCAUCUCCAGCCCUCACAUCUUCCCCUGCCCCGGUCCAACCCCCUCAGGCCCCUAGCACAGUCACAGUCCAGGCUCCGUCUGCAGCCCUGACACCAGACCCCAAACAGCUCUCAGUCACGAGCAGUGUCACCAAUAAGAAGGGGCACAAACCACAGCAGCCUGUACCAACACCCUCGUCCUCGUCAUCCUCCUCUUCCACUUCAUCGUCUUCUUCAUCCUCGUCCUCUUCGUCCUCGUCAUCGUCAGCCCAGAAUUCCCCCUCUCAGUCUACUCUGUCUCAUCAAGCAUCCCAACAGCAGCAACGGCCUCUUACGAGUCAGGCACCUUCAAAAAAAGAUUCUUCACCCAAGAUGAGCGAGGCCAAGAAGAAGCCCCAGCAGUACUCAUCGCAACAGCAGAGCUCAUCUACAAAUAUUUCAGAUACAGUUGAAUCAAAACAGUUGAAGAAGCCAACUUCUCGCACUGUUCCUCCAUCUCCCAAACAGAGACCAAAAGACAAGCCGCUGACCACUAAACCCCCCAGCAGCAGUACUUUAAACUGGCUGAGCACUCCCUCGACUAGGGGCCAGGCGAAGUCCAGAGCGCCCUGCGACGGAGUGCAUCGUAUCAGAGUGGAUUUCAAGAGGGACCAUGAUGUGGAGAAGGUGUGGGAGGCUGGCGGCCUCAGCCUUCUCACCUCUGUACCUGUCACACCCAGGGUGCUCUGCUUCUUAUGUGCAAGCAGUGGGAAUGUUGAGUUCGUCUUCUGCCAGGUAUGCUGUGAACCAUUCCACCUCUUUUGCCUGGGGGAGUCAGAGCGCCCUCCCCAGGAGCAGUUUGAGAACUGGUGUUGUCGACGAUGCCGAUUCUGCCAGGUCUGUGGGCGCCAGCACCAGAAAACUAAACAGCAGCUGCUAGAGUGUGAUAAGUGCCGUAACAGCUAUCACCCGGAGUGCCUGGGUCCCAACCAUCCUACAAGACCCACCAAGAAGAAGAGAGUCUGGGUAUGCACCAAGUGUGUGCGCUGUAAGAGUUGUGGAGCCACUAAACCUGGGAAGUCCUGGGAUGCCCAGUGGUCACAUGACUUCUCCAUGUGUCAUGACUGUGCCAAACUCUUUGCUAAAGGGAACUUCUGCCCACUGUGCGAUAAGUGCUACGAUGAUGAUGACUACGACAGCAAGAUGAUGGAGUGUGGUCGUUGCAACCAUUGGGUUCAUGCCAAGUGUGAGAAUCUGACAGAUGAAAUGUACGAGCUGCUGUCAAAGCUGCCAGAGAGUGUUGCCUACACUUGUACCAAAUGUACUGAAUGCCAUCCAGCCGAGUGGAGGACAGCGUUGGAGAGGGAGCUUCAGGGCUGCAUUCACCAUGUCCUUACUGCACUGCUCAACUCCCGCACAUCCACACACCUGUUACGCUACAGACAGGCGGUGAAGCCUCCAGAGCUGAAUCCAGAGACAGAGGAGAGUCUCCCAUCCCGUCGUUCCCCGGAGGGCCCAGAUCCUCCAGUCCUGACUGAAGUCACCCACACACCUCCAAGUGACUCCCCUCCAGACCUAGAGUCUGUUGAGAAAAAGAUGGAUCAAGGCCGUUACAAUUCAGUGCUGGAGUUUAGCGACGACAUCGUGCGAAUCAUUCAGACGGCCAUAAACACUGACGGUGGCCAGCCUGAAAGCAGGAAAGCCAAUAGCAUGGUCAAAUCUUUCUUUAUACGGCAAAUGGACCGGAUCUUCCCAUGGUUCAAAGUGAAAGAGUCCAGGUUCUGGGAAAGGCAAAAAGUCUCUGCCAAUGGGCUGCUCCCAAAUGCUGUCCUGCCUCCAUCCCUGGAUCACAACUACGCCCAGUGGCAGGAGAGACAGGAGCUUUCCCGUGCUGAACACCCUCACCUCAUGAAAAAGAUCAUCCCAGCUCCCCGGCCCAAGACUCCAGGUGAACCAGAAUCUCCAGCCUCCCCACCUCCACUCCCUUUCUCUCUACCCCCACCACCGCCACUCUUACCUGAUCGUGAAGACAGCCCAGAGCUCCCUCCUCCACCAGGAGUUAGCGAUAACAGACAAUGUGUUCUGUGUCUGAAGUAUGGAGACGAGAACACUAAUGAGGGUGGCAGGCUGUUGUACAUUGGUCAGAAUGAGUGGACCCAUGUGAACUGUGCCCUGUGGUCCGUUGAGGUGUUUGAGGAUGACGACGGCUCACUGAAAAAUGUUCACAUGGCUGUUCUCAGGGGAAAACAGCUGCGAUGUGAGAAGUGUCAAAAGCCAGGGGCCACUGUUGGCUGCUGCCUCACCUCUUGUACCAGUAGCUACCACUUCAUGUGCGCCCGUCAGUGCCACUGUGUCUUCCUGGAGGACAAGAAAGUCUAUUGUCCAAAGCACAGGGACCUCAUCAAGGGAGAAGUGGUGUCAGGGUUUGAGGUGACCCGCAGGGUCCUGGUGGACCUAGAGGGCAUUAGUCUCAGGAGGAAGUGGCUUUCAGGACUGGAGCCUGAUAAUGCCCACAUGAUGAUAGGUUCCAUGACCAUUGAUUGUUUGGGGAUACUGACUGAACUCUCAGACUGCAAACGCAAACUCUUUCCUGUAGGAUACCAGUGUUCACGGGUGUACUGGAGUACUUUAGAUGCCCGAAAGCGCUGUGUAUAUACCUGUAAGAUCCUAGUUUGUCACCCUCCAGUGGUAGACUCUGACCUGAAGAACUUGAUUGAUUCUGAGGAGAAUCGUACAAUAGCACACAGCCCACCUCCCAUAGCAGACUUUCCUGAUCCAUUUGAAUCCCCAAGGCGCUCUGACACCCUUUCCCCUACCAACACCCCAAAGCUCAGGGUUUAUACCAGGAACCGACAUCCCAGCUAUCCCCCUUGUCAGCACUCACUAGGCCCCAGGCCCAUGCCCUCUCCAGGAGGUACUUCUCAGCCCCAGAGCCAUGAGAUUGUGACAGUAGGAGAUUCCCUGGUGAACCCUGGCAUGCGUAAUAUUGACUCACGUCGCCACAGCUCCCCUUCUCUCUCUCCUCCUCCCCACCAGCUGAACAGACAGAGAGGGGUCACCUCCCCGCCUCAAAUUUUGUCACGACCCCUUACCUCACCCCCUCCCCUAAUCCCCUCCCCUGCCAGAGACCCGGAGAAGUCCAAACACCCCAGCAAAGACUCAGCUAAGAGUCCAGUCCAGAGAGAUGAUGAAAGAGGUAGACUGUUCGCCACAGACAGAAAUAGACAGCAACCAUCCAGAGACCAAGGGUUGAAGGAUCCUGACAAGGGGAGAGUGUCAAGUCGAGACCAAGCUUCUAAGGAUUCUGAGAAGAACAGAUCAUCCAGAGAGCUUGGGCAAAAAGACUCUGACAAGGGUGAACAACCAGCCAAAGAGCAAGAAAAGAGGAGACCGUUGAGUAAAGACUCAGGUCUGAAAGAAUCUGAGAGGGGAAGACCUCUCAGUAGAGAUCCCUUAAGAGAUUCAGAAAAGGGGAGACAAGCAAACAGAGACUCUGAGAAGGGGAGACAGGCAAGCAGAGAGUGUAGCAGUAGAGAAACAGAUAGAAGCAAAUCAUCCUCUAGAGAUCCCAGCUAUAAGGAUAUGGAAAAAGCUAAGUCACUCAGUAGAGAUACAGGGUUUAGGGACUCUGAGAAGCAUAGACAAUAUAGCAGGGAAACAGGAAAAGACUCAGGCCAAGGUAAAGACAGACCAUCUAGCAGAGACUCUGACAAAGGUAGACCUUCCUCUAGAGAUUCCAGUUAUAAAAGCACAGAGAGAAACAAAGAAUCUGGCUCAGGGAAAGAUAGUAACCCUGGCAGUCAGUCCAAACCCGCUGGAGGUGAAAGUAAGAGCCCUAGACUGGCACCUGCAGGUUCGGGCCAGUCCUCCCCACCUGUGGGCACUGCUGUUCUCACAGGUCAGCAGAGAGGUGGCAGCACCAAGCAGACAGACAAGCAAGGGAAAUAUGGAGGCAAAGACCAGGAUGUUUCUGUAGGCCUUAGUUUGUUGCCUCGUCACCGGUCCAACCCCAACUCUAACAUCAUCCAGUCUAAGGACAAGCCCAGCUCAGGGAAGGAGAGUAGUAGUGGCACUGGAAAUUUAAUGCCAGCUUCACACCAUAAGGACUCUGUUGUUCGGAAGUCCGGCUCCCCACAGCCUUCAUUUCAGAAGUCCAAUGCACGGAAAUCAAAUGAUUACUCAUCAGGUUCAGGCACAGCAGCAGCUAUGAAGCCUCUGUGGCCGUCAAGGACACCAGCAGAAGACGACGUCAAGCGAGGCUCAAUGCACCUGGCCUCCCCAGUUGCAGCCUCAGCUGCCAAAGACAAACACCUCAAAGUUAAGACGGCCGGCAGCAGAGAGGUGUCCAAAGACCGUGAAAAAGAGAAGACUGUCCAAAACAACAACAGCAGCAACAAAAUUCCCCUUCUCAACAAUAAUACUAAAGCCACUGGCAGCUCUAACACACAUGCUACAAACCCCAGCUCUCACAACAGCAGCAACAGCAAAGCCCCAGUGCUUGGAAAUAGCACCAAAGCCCAUGGGAGGGGUCAGGGGGAGAAGCAUGAGAACCAGGGAGGAGACAGAUCAUCCUCAAAGAGCAGAGAAAAUUACUCCUGUCCUGAGAAGAAGAAUAGCUCCAGUCUGGACAACUUACAGCAGCUGCAGCAGACUGGUUUAACUUCAGAGAAAGGAGUGAAGACCUCUUCUCAGUCUCACUCCAAACAAACAUCUAACCAGCUGUCGUUGUCCUCUCGAGAGAAAAAGCGAUCAGUUAAACCCCCCACUGUAACUCCACUAAAGAGUGAUAUCAAGACUGACCCUAAUGGGACCAGCACUGUUAGUGGUAUUUCUUCUUCCUCCUGUCCCACGACCACUACCUCCGCUGUUUCUCCUGCCGGCCAGGGGACCCGUCGCUCUGCCCGCUCCGCUCUUUUCUCCUCGCCCUCUGCCAGCAGCAGUGAUAGCUCUGAAUCCGACAUCCAGACUCAGACAGAAGACGAUGAUCUGCACAAGGAGCACUCAGGCAGCGAGCUCCGAGACCACCACAGCCUCCUCACUCAAGGCCCUGAGGAUGAGGGUGAUGGCCCAGAAGAUGACCAUGACAGGGGUAUGCAUGAUAAACAUCAUGAAGAUGACAGUGACGGAUCAGGGUCAGCCAAGCGGCGUUACCCUCGACGCAGUGCCCGUGCACGCUCCAACAUGUUUUUUGGCCUCACACCUUUCUAUGGGGUUCGCUCAUAUGGUGAAGAAGACCUUGCCUUCUACAGCAGCGGGGAUGGAGCUGGGGCUGUGGUAAAGAGGAGGACUGGUGGACGCAAGAAGUCCGCUGAAGGGCAGGUGGAUGGAGCAGAUGAUAUGAGCACCUCCUCUUCGUCAGGGGACAGUGGAGAGGAUGAAGACAGCGGACUCAAACAGAGGGGUAAAGACCCUUACUACUACAACUUCACCCGAACAAUAAUUAACCCUGGUGAGGGCUUACCGUCUAUAGAAGGGAUAGACCAGUGUCUCGGAAGGGGCUCACAGCUUCAGCGUUUUCUAAAAGAUGAGGAGCAGCAACAACAGAGGGUUCAAGGAAAAGCUGAGGAGGACAUGCUGAGUGCUUUGACCUUAGGCAAGCAGCGUAUCGGGCAGCUCGAUGGUGUUGAUGAUGGCUCAGAGAGUGAUACCAGCAUCUGCACCACCAGCACCACAACCACUACGGCCACCUCCUCUACCACCCCACAUAAGAGCACUCCUAAGAGAAGGGGCAGAGAAAGGCAUACUGAGAAACCUGACCCUCAUGACUCGAGCAAGGAGGCUGACAGCAGUGGAGGAGCAGUAAGCGGUAACACACGAGAAGGAAGAAAGAACCAGAAAGAAAAUUGUCUUCCUCUAGGAGUUGGGGUCAAGUCCCAACCACAGAGUCAGGGUCAGGAUCCUCUUGAAGCCCAACUGUCCCUCAGCACAGACCUGCUUAAAUCAGAUUCUGACAACAACAACAGUGAUGACUGUGGGAACAUUUUGCCAUCAGACAUCAUGGAGUUUGUUCUGAACACGCCUUCCAUGUCAAUGCAGGCUCUGGGUCAGCAGUCUGAGCCGUCCUCCUCUGAGUUGCUGCUGGAUGAGGGUUAUGUUGGGGUAGACGUCAACCGGCGCAAAGACAUUCUGUUUGACGACUUUUCCCAGCCACUGCCCAGUGCUGAGAGUGGAGGUGUAGUGGAGAGUAGUGUGAACAGCUCCAUAUCUGUAGAGGAGCCAUAUCUUCCUCUAGAGCUGCCCUCUGACCUCUCUGUCCUGACCACACGCAGCCCGACUGUCAGCACAAGUCAGAACCACACUGCUGGAAGCCUCAUCUCAGAUACCUCAGACCGUACCAUGCUUGGCUUAACCUCUGACCCAGAGACCAUCAGUGGAGAAAAGAGUGGUGAUAAGAAAAGAGCAGGGCCAGGUGUGUCACCAUCCGAAAAUCAGCACGAUGCUACAACUUUGGGAAACAGGGAUACACAGGUCACCGAAGGUCACAUGACUCCUGAGCAGUUUAUUCCCAGCCCUGCUAUUGGCCAGGUGGUUGAUCCUCCAGGUAACCAGGACGCUCCAAGGAGUUCUGGUACUCCUGGUUUGCCAAGUUCUCCCUCCCUGCCUCUUCAGGGUCAGAAGUACCUCCCAGCAUCAGCGGCAGCUGCAGGCAGCCCUAGUCCAGUCCCUGGACCAGGACCAUCCCAGACUCAGGUUUCCAGCCCAGCAGUCAUCAAACCAGGCCCCGACAAGCUCAUUGUGGUCAAUCAGCAGUUCCAGCCCCUCUAUGUCCUCCAGCCUGUCCCUAAUGGUGUCCCCCAAAAAAUUAGUGCCACAGGAGUGAUGGACACAAGUUCUCCUGCAGUGCUGAGCUCUAUGACACUUACCACAGGGUUGAAUACUGGUUUAUCCCCAGCCCAGCCAAUAUUUCCCGCUGGUGGCAAAGUCCUGGGCACCAUGCCUCACCCCUCUCACAUUCACACCUUUACAGGCGCCGCACAGACAGGCUUCCAGACAGGAAUCCCCAGCACCACUUCAGGACUUCUCAUUGGGUUGCCCUCUCAGCCCCACGACCAGUCCCAGAUUCUGGUCUCGGAGGCUGGUCGACCACACGAGUUGGGUCCCAGUGUUGCCAUAGUGUCCAGUCCCUCCUCCCUCACUUCUUCCCCGACUGUACUGGCCUCUGCCCACGGCAGGAAGAGGCCUAUCUCUCGUCUUCAGCCAAGAAAAAGCAAAAAGUUGGCCCGCUCGCGUAGCCAGCCUACUCUGGCGCCGUCUGAAGUGGGACCUCCUAACAUGACCCUCAUCAACCUGUCUUCCCCUCAGAUUACUGCUAGCAUCCCUGGCCAGCCCGGUGGCCUGGUCGAGUUAAGCACCCUCUCCGCUUCUCAGCGCAAAGUCCCAAAUAUUAUCAAGAGACCAAAAUCAGGAGGGGUUAUGUACUUGGAUCCCACUACUCUCCUUCAGCAGAGGAUUCCUGGUCCUGCUCAGCCCAGUAUCCUGGGUCACGAUUCCUCUACUCAUCUCCUGCCGUGCACAGUCUCUGGUCUCAACCCCAGUCAGUCAGUUUUGAAUGUUGUGUCUGUGCCCCCUAGUGGUGCUACUGGCCUUCUUGCACCAGGAUCAGUCUCUCUCUCCACCCCAGUACUCAGCUCUACUGAGAUCACAGGGCCAAUUAGCAACCUCCUGUUUAAGGCAAGUCCACAUGGCUUAGGCCUGUCAGAUCAGCCAAUGGUCCUUCAAUCAGCAGGAGGAGCUCCUCUGAUGUCACAGCUUAGCUCCUCUGUGCAGACAUCUAUAGCCAGCAGCAUCUGCGUCCUGCCCUCCCAACAGACCAUCAGCAUGGCCGUCAACCAGCCAGGAGACACGGAAGGCAGUAAUGUCCACUUACAGCAUCAGCCUCAGUCUGUUAACAGAGCCCAGACUGUGGACUCCUGUCCAAACACCACUGUUACUUUAGCCCCUGGCCCAGCCACCACUCUAAGCCCUGCCAAGGGGCGUGUGGUCGGGGUGUUCACGCAAACGCAUACUUCUGCACACUCCAAGAGCAGCAGAACAAAUCCUGUUUCCAGAUCAUCAGAACAGAGGUCUCCUAACUCUACUACAGUAGUGUCAGCGGCAGUCGCAGGUUCAGGAGCAGAAAAGGGCAAACAGAAAGCCAAGAGGAGCAGGCAGAGUCCAGACAUGAUCAGCGGGAAGAAGCUCAAGGCCUCUCAGGCCGAGGAGCAUCACAGCAACCCUGCAGGACGACUCCCAUCAAACCCAAGCAGUUCUAAAGAGCUGAUCUCCCCUGAACCUAUGGACACCGGCAAGCCCCCAGAUAAGCCAACCAACAAGAGUGUGCUUGGUAAAAAGAAGGCAUCUGAAAGUCCUGUUUUAUUGGGGAAAGUAGUGGGAAAAGACAAACCAUCUGCAGCUGGAGGAGCAGGGUCCCUUCCUGUGACUUCACCACCUGACCAGGAUGGCAACAGCAGGGAUACAGGCUUGGAUAGCAAACCCAAGAAGGGCAUCAUCUUUGAAAUCUGCAGUGAGGACGGAUUCCACAUCCGCUGUGAGAGUAUUGAAGAGGCUUGGAAAUCUCUGACUGAUAAGGUGCAGGAAGCUCGCUCCAAUGCACGACUCAAAGAGCUCUCUUUUGAAGGUGUGAACGGACUGAGGAUGCUGGGAGUCGUCCAUGAAGCAGUGGUCUUCCUGCUGGAGCAGUUGGACGGCUCCAGACACUGUCGGAGCUACCGUUUCCGCUUCCACAAACCAGAGGAAACUGAUGAGCCUCCCAUUAACCCCCAUGGCUCAGCUCGUGCAGAGAUCCACCACAGGAGGUCUGUAUUUGACAUGUUCAAUUUCUUGGCUUCAAAACAUCGCCAGCCUCCUGAGUAUAGGCCGCAGGAAGACGAUGACGAGGAAGGGCAGCUCAGGAGUGCCAGGCGUGUCUCCAUGGAGCUACCACUCGCUGUGAGAUUCAAACAGCUCAAGGCCACCUCUAAGGAAACUGUCGGAGUCUACAGGUCCCCCAUUCAUGGUCGAGGUCUGUUCUGCAAGAAAACCAUUGAUGCGGGGGAGAUGGUCAUUGAAUACUCUGGAAAUGUCAUUCGGUCUGUGCUCACUGACAAACGGGAGAAAUAUUAUGAUGGAAAGGGCAUUGGCUGUUACAUGUUUCGCAUCGAUGACUACGAGGUGGUAGAUGCCACCGUGCACGGCAACGCUGCCCGCUUCAUCAACCACUCCUGUGAGCCCAACUGCUACUCUCGGGUCAUCACUGUGGACGGCCAGAAGCACAUUGUCAUCUUUGCCUCUCGCCGCAUCUACUGCGGAGAGGAGCUCACCUAUGACUACAAGUUCCCUAUUGAGGACGCCAGCAACAAGCUGCCCUGCAACUGUGGUGCAAAGAAGUGUCGCAAGUUCCUCAACUGAUGCCCGUAUUGAAACAAUUUAAAGAGGACUGCAGGUCUGUUGAGCAGAAGUGCCACAGUGUUCUGAGGACGGCCCUGAUGGGGCUUUGCAGUGGCACUGGUCUUAUGCCGAUUCUGGGUCCGGGCCAUGUAGGACCACAGCUGCAAACAGGGCAUGAGCUCUGUCAGUGUCUCUGCUGCUGGUGUUGGCAGAACGCAGCAGAGACAGCGGUUGUGGGGUCGUGAUAUAUAUGCCGGAAGGGCCAUUUUGGUGGAGGGGCCAUUUGUAGAAAUUCCAACAUAUUGUGCCUCCUUUUGUUUCAUUUACAUUCGGCACAGGAAGUUUCACCUCAGAGGUGUGCUCUGAAACGGUUUGAGGCUUCACAACAUUACAAUAUUAACUUUUAUUUACAUUUGGAUGAUAAAGUUACCACUCUUAUUUUUUAUUUUUUUUUUACAUUGGCCCAUCCUCCUUAAUUUUCUAAAAAUAUGUUAUGCUCCACUAAUGCUGAGAUUUGAACACAGAAGAAAACAAAUCAAAGAACUUGGUUCCAUUUUACACCAAAGUGCAAUUUGUUGAGGGGACUUGGAACAGUAAUUUUACUAGAAAGAAAAAUUA
Xiphias gladius (swordfish) is the source of this 14245-nucleotide messenger RNA. It is a transcript of the gene kmt2a, whose product is annotated as lysine (K)-specific methyltransferase 2A. NCBI's taxonomy places the organism in Eukaryota, Metazoa, Chordata, Actinopteri, Istiophoriformes, Xiphiidae. Gene Ontology annotation, molecular function: zinc ion binding; DNA binding; histone H3K4 methyltransferase activity. Gene Ontology annotation, biological process: positive regulation of DNA-templated transcription. Gene Ontology annotation, cellular component: histone methyltransferase complex; nucleus. The transcript is spliced from 34 exons. Bases 20 to 13648 code for a protein of 4542 amino acids. The record is from RefSeq and is a predicted model, not a curated record.